Molecule: messenger RNA, 1161 nt
Organism: Magnusiomyces paraingens
Lineage: Eukaryota; Fungi; Ascomycota; Dipodascomycetes; Dipodascales; Dipodascaceae
Exons: 1
Coding region: 1-1161 (386 amino acids)
Molecular function (GO): FMN binding; oxidoreductase activity
Source: RefSeq, a predicted model, not a curated record
AUGGCCAACUACAAAAGCCCUCCUGCAAAAAUAAUCUCAAUCAAGGACCUCGAAAACGCUGCUCUUCCACGUGCUUCCAAAUCUGUCCGUGAAUACUGGGCCGGUGGUGCUUCCGAGGAAAAAACACUUGCCGAAAAUUCCUCUGUUUUUGAUGAAUACCGUAUUCGUACCCGUGUAAUGGUUGACGUUUCCCAAAUUGAUACCUCUGCCACUCUUUUUGGCAGAAAAUAUAGACUACCAAUUGGAUUUGCACCAUCUGCAUUCCACCAAUUGGCCACAGAUGAUGGUGAAGUGGCCACAGCAAGAGCUGCAAAAGCUCACAAUUGGGCUAUGGGAUUGUCUUCUUAUUCCACAAAACCUCUUGAAGAUGUCAAAUUAGCUGGCGGCGACUCUGCUCAGGUUCUCCAGCUUUAUGUGUUUCAAAACAGGAAAACAACUGAAGACCUUGUUCGUCGAGCUGAAAAGGCAGGAUAUAAGGCUAUUGCAUUGACUGUAGAUACUCCGGUCAUUGGAAUCCGCCCAGCAGAUAUUUACAAUGAUUUCAAGCUCCCCCCACAUGUCAAGCUUGGCAAUUUUGGUGCAGACCAAGGCCCCAUUGAUAACCCAACUUCCCCUCAAAGUGAGACUCGUGAUGCUGUCACAGAUGAAUCCAAGCGUGAAGAUUUGAAAAACACAAACACAUUGGAUCCCUCUCUAACUUGGGAAGAAACUAUUCCUUGGCUCCGCUCAAUAACCUCUAUGCAAAUCUGGGCAAAGGGCGUGGCAACUGCUGAAGAUACCGAAGCUGCUAUUGCAGCUGGAGUUGAUGUGGUGUGGGUGUCAAAUCAUGGUGGCAGACAACUUGAUUCGACGCUGGCAACAUUGGAUUCACUGCCGGAGGUUGUUGCAGCUGCCAGGGGCCGUGUCCCUGUUCACUUUGAUGGCGGUGUGCGCCGUGCGUCUGAUGUAUUUAAAGCUUUGGCUUUAGGAGCUGAUUUUGUAUGGGUUGGUCGCCCUGUUCUUUAUGGUUUGUUGUAUGAUGGUCAAAAUGGUGUAGAGUUAAUGCAGACCAUUUUUGAGACAGAGCUAGCCAACAUUAUGAUGUUUGCUGGAACCACCAGCAUUAAGGAGAUUGAUAGUCGGCGGCUUGUACGCAAGGGUCUUCGUAUUGAAAAGCUUUAG